CCCCACCUCGUCUUUCCCCCCCUUAGGAGAAGUCGGGAAGGUGGCAGCGGCGGCGCUGGCGGUUGUCCCGCCCGGCCGGUUGGUGUGACCGGUCGGCGCGUGCUGCGCAGCUUCCGCGCCUUGUCCAGCCGGGCAGAGCCGAGCGGAGGCCGAGACCGGAGCCCGCGAGGGCAGAGGGCAGAGGCGGCGGCGGCCAGGGCGGCCCGUGGGAGGGAGCGCGGGGCCCCGGCAGCGCCGCCGGCUCCCGGCCCUGCCGGCCUCCUCGGUCGGAGCCGCGGCCAUGGCGGCCAGCGCGAAGCGGAAGCAGGAGGAGAAGCACCUGAAGAUGCUGCGGGACAUGACGGGGCUGCCGCACAACCGCAAGUGUUUCGACUGCGACCAGCGCGGCCCCACCUACGUGAACAUGACGGUCGGCUCGUUCGUGUGCACCUCCUGCUCCGGCAGCCUGAGAGGGUUAAAUCCACCUCACAGGGUGAAAUCUAUCUCCAUGACAACAUUUACACAACAGGAAAUUGAAUUCCUGCAAAAACAUGGAAAUGAAGUCUGCAAACAGAUUUGGCUAGGAUUAUUUGAUGAUAGAUCUUCAGCAAUUCCAGACUUCAGGGAUCCACAAAAAGUAAAAGAGUUUCUACAAGAGAAAUAUGAAAAGAAAAGAUGGUAUGUUCCGCCAGAGCAAGCCAAAGUGGUGGCAUCGGUUCAUGCAUCUAUUUCAGGGUCUUCUGCCAGCAGCACAAGCAGCACCCCGGAGGUCAAGCCCCUAAAAUCUCUAUUGGGAGAUUCUGCACCUGCAUUGCACUUAAAUAAGGGCACACCUAGUCAGUCCCCAGUUGUAGGUCGCUCUCAAGGGCAGCAACAGGAGAAGAAGCAAUUUGACCUUUUGAGUGAUCUUGGCUCAGACAUCUUUGCUGCUCCAGCUCCUCAGUCAACAGCUACAGCCAAUUUUGCUAACUUUGCACAUUUUAACAGUCAUGCAGCUCAGAAUUCUGCAAAUGCAGAUUUUGCAAACUUUGAUGCAUUUGGACAGUCUAGUGGUUCGAGUAAUUUUGGAGGUUUCCCCACAGCAAGUCACUCUCCUUUUCAGCCCCAAACCACAGGUGGAAGUGCUGGAUCAGUAAAUGCUAAUUUUGCUCAUUUUGAUAACUUCCCCAAAUCCUCCAGUGCUGAUUUUGGAACCUUCAGUACAUCCCAGAGUCAUCAGACAGCAUCAACUGUUAGUAAAGUUUCAACAAACAAAGCUGGUUUACAGACAGCAGACAAAUAUGCGGCACUUGCUAAUUUAGACAAUAUCUUCAGUGCUGGGCAAGGAGGUGAUCAAGGGAGUGGUUUUGGGACCACGGGUAAAGCUCCUGUUGGUUCUGUGGUUUCAGUUCCCAGUCAUUCAAGCGCAUCUUCAGACAAGUAUGCAGCCCUGGCAGAGUUAGACAGCGUGUUCAGUUCUGCAGCCACCUCCAGUAAUGCGUACACACCCAGCAGUAAUGCCAGCAGCAGUGUCUUUGGAACAGUGCCUGUGGGUGCCUCUGCUCAGACACAACCUGCUUCAAGUGGGCCUGCACCGUUUGGGGCUACGCCUUCUACGAAUCCAUUUGUUGCUGCUACUGGUCCUUCUGCGGCAUCGUCUACAAAUCCAUUUCAGACCAAUGCCAGAGGAGCAACAGCGGCAACCUUUGGUACUGCCUCUAUGAGUAUGCCAGCAGGGUUUGGCACUCCUGCCCAGUACAGUCUCCCCACCAGCUUUAGUGGCAGUUUCCAGCAGCCUGCCUUCCCAGCCCAAGCAGCUUUCCCUCAGCAGACAGCUUUUUCUCAACAGCCGAAUGGUGCAGGUUUCGCCACAUUUGGACAAACAAAACCAGUGGUAACACCUUUCUGUCAAGUAGCAGCUGCUGGAGUAUCUAGUAAUCCUUUUAUGACUGGUGCACCAACAGGACAAUUUCCAGCAGGAAGCUCAUCAACCAAUCCCUUCUUAUAGCCUUAUAUAGACACUGUACUGGAACGAACUUUUAUGUGAUCAUAUUACAUCUCUUCGCCUCUUGCACUGUUGUCUUGUUUCACUGAUCUUAGCUUUAAACAUGAGAGAAGUCUUUAAACUGCCUGCAUUGUGUAUUAAACACCAGGUAAUACGUGCAAAACAGAGGGCUCAGCAACAACCUUUCACUUGUGAAAUGGCAGGAAAAGGUAGCGGCAUCAUGUGAGUUAAAAAUUGGCUAAUGUUAAGUUAUUGCAGAUCCUACAUUCAUUAUGCUGCAGUACUGUACAUACUUUUCUUAGAAAUUAGCUAUUUGUGCAUAUCAGUAUUUGUAACUUUAACACAUUGUUAUGUGAGAAAUGUUACUGGGGAAAUAGAUCAGCCACUUUUUAAGGUGCUGUCAUAUAGUUUGGAAUGAAUGAUUAAAAUCAUUUGAAGCAUUGCUUCUGGAAAAUUCAAAUUGGAAGGUUUUAUUCAUUCUUGGAUUUUUCCUUCUAAAGAGCUCUUCUAUUCAUACAUGGCUAAGUUCUUUAAAGAUGUGGAGGACACCUGUCUGCGGAAUUAAGCUGAUCAUGUUUUGCUACAGUUUGCAGGUGAACAAAAUAAAUAUUAGAAAAUAUGCUAUUGUUUUUGUGUUCUUGCUGCAAUGCCUUUACCAAAGUGGCCUUAAAUAAUGAGUAGUGAGUUGAGAACAUCUUGAACUCAUAAAGACUUCUAGUGACUAACUUUUUUAAAAAGGCCAUGUAGAAAAUUUAUUAAAACUACUAGGACUGCUGUAUUCAGGAAUGUGACAGUGGAAAAGCAUUUAAAUGUAGCUUGUCAGAUUCACCAUGCUACUUCUAAUUUCUCUGCAACUUCUUAAUUUUGUGAAAUUUGUAAAUAUGGAGAAUUUGCAUGUAUGUGUAUUUACAAAUAUUUUUUAAAGAUCUUGAAUUCUCAGACUGCAAAAGGCCUACUUUAACUAUUUUUUCUCUCUGUUUUCAUUGUCUUUGAAUGUAUUGGAAGCAGACAUGCAUUGACUGUGACAUGAUUGCACCUGAGGUUUUUCCCCUCAUUUUCUGGACAGACUGAUACUAUCUAUCAAGCAUUUGUUUGUGUUUGUUUGGGGAUAAAGAAAAAGGAACCCAAUGUUACCUUUAAGUGAUACUUGUGUAAAAAGGUAGCAAUACUAAUUUUAGUUUAUCUUUUUGUUAAUAUUCAAAUGAACUGUUAAAAUAUUUAUAUGUAGUAAUGCCUCAUUCAUCCCAGGAUAAUCUGGCCCUUUCAUCAAAACCAAAUACAACUAAGAAUUGAAAUGAUUAAAAAAAAUCUUUGAACUAUACCCCUAAGUUAUGCAUUUUGUAUGUAGAGCAUAUGCGUUUCUCUGAAUGUGAGUGUUUAAUAGUUUGGUAAUUUGAUUUAUUGGUUCAUAGCAUAUUAGUGUUGAUGAAAGGAAGGGUCCCGAACAAGGGUCAAAGCAUGUAUGCCAAAGGCCCCAUGGGGACAGCCAGACCAGGCAAGAGGUUGUGACUCCACGCCGUCAAAAAAGCUGGAAUUGCAUACACAGCAUGCCAUGCCUAUUAGAAGAUGGUAACUUAAAAAAUGUUAAAGGAUUGGUUUUAAACAAUAUAAGCAUCACUUUUCUCACACAUUUUAUUUUUAUUGGAUGCAUUUUUGCAGUGAUGGCUAUCAUGCACUGAGACUCUAAAGUCUCAGUGUUUACUUGAAGCACUGUAGUCGUGUACCCUCCUUACCAUGAAGUUGUCCUUUCUAUGUACUUGACAAGUUAUGUGCCUGAGUCUUAGUCCUCUCUGAACAACCUGCCACUGAGAAUCUGGUUAGCGUUGCUGAAGCUCACCUGCAUUUUGGGCAUAGUCUUGAACUCUUUGUACAUUUGGGAAUCUCAUCUGUUUCCAUGGAGGGAAGACUUUAAACUUUUGUUUGAGAUUGUGUUAGAUUCAAAUCAAUUCAUAUGUACAAGUUAAAUUAUAUAAUUAUAGGCCAUCACUCAAAUAACCCAGCAGACUUUCUGUCUGUUAAGUAAAUUAAACAGUUGUUAUCAAAAUAACUUUAAAGACUAUUUUUUCUAGUAGAUCUUGAGAUGUAUAAUAAGAUGGGGGUCUGGGGAUUGUUUUGACUUUCAGUGAGUGCCUAUAAUAAAAAUACAAGUACUUAGGUUCAGAACAGUUCCAGGGUUAAAGUGGAUUUUCACAUGCUUUUUUGUCUUUUAAAAAUCCCCUUCUUUUAGGCUUAAGUUUUGGUUUCCUUCUAGUUUUCGGCACCAUGUUGAACAUUGAAAGGUUAGUGCUCGGAGUGGAGGCUGAGUGGCUGAGGGACACUGCGGGCUCAUUGCUCACACCACCUUCCAGCUCUGUCUGGUCAGAAAUGGAGUUCUGUGUUGAGAAAUUUAAAAACAUCUUGAUCUUGUUUUUAUGACUUAAGGAAUGUUUUAGACUUUUUUUUUUUUUUUAAAGAAAUAGAGGUUAGGUUGUCAUCUUCCAUAAAAUCAUUUUUUCUAUAAGUUUAAAUACCCAUUGUACUUGGUAACUCUUCUGUCAGUUGCAGAGUCGAGAAAGUGACUGGCUGCUUACAGCCAUUGCCAGCAUUUAUGAGACAUGCUGUUUUACAGUCAUAGUUUUUAUAACUGUCGAUGAUCCAUCCCACCAAGAGCUUCUGUUUACUAAACUUGACUCUUUCAUAGGUUAGUAUAUUAGAAAUAAGUACAGAAGGAUUUCUAAAACAUACCUUUUAAGUAUGACUGUAAUAGUCCUAUUACUUGAUAACAUAGAUAUUUGAUGUAAAAUAACUUUUCUAAAAUGACAACAAACACUGUUUAUGUCUUGCCCACGUUUUCGAUGUCAGGCUUAGUAGAAGCUGAAGACAGUCAUACUUUGGCAUUCAGACGCUUCAUGUAACAUAGCAGGGAGGCACUGGAGACUGCACUGUGCACCUGUGAAAUCCAGAUACUGAAAAAGGCACAAACUGACUUAGAAUUAGCAGAAAAGCAGCUAGAUCUGGUGCAGGUAUUCAGGAUCCCUAGAUAACAUUUUGAGAACACAGCACUUUAAGUUUGUGUGUUCCUGAUGAUCUGUUUACCUCUGAUGGGGAAAUCUUGCUUCUUCUGAACUUAAGGGAUUGUUUCUUUUGGUGAAAUUCCAGUUGAAAUCACUGUUAAAUAUUUUAAAGUACUAAUGGUGAUGGUGUGGGUGUGGUGUUUUUUACACCCUAAGUGGUUUUUAUCUACUACUAUGUAUUGGAAUCUACAAGGCAUAGAACAGGUAAGCUAGUAACAGUUUGUAUUCUUGGGAGAAAGUACUGUUGGAUUAAAUUGUGCUUUCAUAUUUAGGUGUUAGUAGACCUUGUCUCUUUACCAAGUUACUUCCUAUAUUCUCAGAAAUACUUAAAUCAUUUACCAUGAAUUCUUUUAUACCUUGAUCAGAUAAGUACUGUUUGCUCUGUAGAGUCUUGCUUUGUUUGCUUUUUUAAAAUGGCACGAUCUCUACAUAGCCCUGGCUGUCCUGGGACUCCAGCCUCAAACUCACAGAAAUCGUCUGCCUCUGCCAGCACACCCACCCAGCCCACUGAGAGUCUUGGUAACCUGUAGAGUAGUGGGGUGAGAUGGAACAGCUUGGCACCUCAGGUUGGCAGUGGCUCAUUGUAUGGGACAGCUUACCUUUAUUUAUGUAGUCUGUUCCCCCUACAGUUUCAAAAUGUGCUUUUUUAAAGGUAAUUAAAAGUUUGUAUAAAUUAGCUUAUUGUACUGAAUUUAUCAGUUAUUUGCACUUUGUGUAUUUUAAAGCAAUGUUAUUACUUUGCUUUUGUAUGGUUGAGUUUGAACAAAUGAAGAUAUGAGUGUAACCAGGACUGUGCUGCUGGGUGAGUCACAGCGUCUGUGAAGAAAAGAUGAGGGAACCUGCCUUGCAGCAGCAGGCUUGGUUUUACUGGUGGUCUGGGCUUGUGAGAUGCUGUUGAAAGCAGCCCGAGUGGAGCCCGUCCCUCGCCAGGUUCACCGCCCCUUUCAUGAUGAGAUCCAGGCUUUGAAAACCCUUCGUUUAUAUUUUUAGUGAUGCAUUCUAUAAGCAUCUAGAUACUAGUUUAUAUCUGAAAGUACACCAUAAUUUGGAAAUGUCCAAGUGCUGGGAAGGACUGGAGCAGACGAUGGUCUUUCCUGUUACAGGGCUGACAUCUGCUGUCUGCGGAUGUGCCAGUGUCCCAGAGGAGCAGAGCAUGGACUCGCAAAGGGCUCCUUGUCUCCACAUCUAUCUCACUGCCCUGCUUCCCUAGCCUUUCAAUGAGAAGAUCCUGGGCAGGGAUGACAGGUGGACAGGGCUUUCCUCUGGCACCUUUUCUUCCAUUUUAGGAUUUUGGAUUAGUCUUUCCAGUGAAGAAUUCUGCCAGGAAGGUAUAUCUAAUAUCCUAUCCAUUCUGCAUGUUUUAUGCCUAUAGUUAGAAUCGUUAGAAUCCAUUGUUUUGAAAUCUGUACUUGUCCAGUACCUAGAUCUGUGGAGGCUAAGGAAAACAGAAUGUUUUGAUACAGAAUUUUAUCAAAAGAAAAAAAUCCUAGAUAGAACAUUUUAAUUACUAAUAGACAUGCCCAUUGGAUUAAUUUUUUAAAUUGGUUUGUUCUCUAGAGUCUUGACCACUUGUUGUCUGAGUCACAAUCUUAGUAGCCUUGUGGUUAUAACACUUGAGGCAACAAAGGUUGUAAGCUAAUGUUCCAUAGUGUUCCUAGAAUGUGUGAAUAGAACCAGAGUUUUAGAGACUUAGACGUCUUUAUCUGUUGUAAAUGACAUGCUUAGGGUUUUUACCGUUGGGCAGUGUACACAGGGUAUAAGGUAAACACAGACUGUCUCCCUCUGCAACUUGAUUUUCUCACUUGAGGGGACUACUUACUGUUCCUUGCAUUUGUAGUUUUCAGGAAUGCUGUCUGUUUUGUCUGUCUACAUAUCUGUGUAUGCCUUUCAUGGUUCUGCCUUUUUAAAAUGCAGACUUAGCAACCUUCUCCUUGGUUUUAACUUGGGCGCCUUUCUAUUUUGCCACACGCAGCACUAUCCUGUUGUAUGAAUGGCAUCAGGAUCCAGGAGUGGAUGUCCUUUGUAGGAACAUUUUUGUAUAUAUAUGCAUACACAUACGCACACAUAUUCAUAUACAUAUGUAUACACAUAUAUACAUAUAUGUGUAUGGUUAUGAAAAUUCUUCAUUUUGCCUGAUAGGGAACUUUCAGCAAAACAGAUAAUUCUAUUUUGAGGCUCACCAGCUAUUUAUAUAUGGUAUUUUAUUUCCACCUGAAAAAAUUUCAGGUCUUUCAAAUAAUUGUAAAGUGUCAGCAUUUAAAUUAGAUUGUGAGGGCAUUCAGUGCUUUCACUGAGAGACUAUGGAAUCUCAUGUCUUAUUUUAUACCUUACUCGUUCUGUCACCCCUACCUGCGACCCCUCAAGUUUCUAAAAGAAUGGCUUGAAGACUUUUACAGUUUGUCAGUAUUAUGCAUCUCCUCAUUCACAUUAGCUUGGAAUGAACCUUAUAUUUAUGAAAGAAAGUGCAAGUCUAUUUUUUCACGAGAGUCUUCAGAAUUAGCUUUUGCUUUGGAAAAUGUUUGGGGAACAACUCGUAAAUUUUUGACUUUGACUUAACAAAAAUAAUAUGCAUUUAGUAUUAGUUAUGCAUAGAACUUGCUUCCUAGAAAAGUUUGUUUUUCAUGAGGAACACUUACCUAGUGACUGACUUGAAAGCACCUGUGUGUGGAGGGGAGGCGUGAGGGAGGUUCCCAGGGCAGUCAGUGGUCAGGCUGGCUUCUGCAGGCUGGGUUUGAAAAACGUAACAUGCUAAGGUCUUUGAGGCUCAGUCUUAGUUCAGGAAGUAGUUUUAGGUCUAGAUACUGAUUUUGAUAAUUGUUUCUUUUCUCUCUUGGAGAUGCUGAGGAUUGAACCCUCAGUGUUGCACAUACUAGGCAAUGCUCUAUAACUAAGUCCAGCUGAUUUCUUGUUCAUUGUAAACUAUUGUUGAAAUAAUUUUUUAAAAUAAAGACAUGAAUUUGUGUACCAUU
Messenger RNA from Apodemus sylvaticus (European woodmouse), 7985 nucleotides. It is a transcript of the gene Agfg1, whose product is annotated as ArfGAP with FG repeats 1. Gene Ontology annotation, molecular function: GTPase activator activity. The transcript is spliced from 13 exons. The record is from RefSeq and is a predicted model, not a curated record. The coding region runs from base 281 to 1966 and encodes 561 amino acids. Gene Ontology annotation, cellular component: cytoplasmic vesicle. NCBI's taxonomy places the organism in Eukaryota, Metazoa, Chordata, Mammalia, Rodentia, Muridae.